ACAUUUAUAUAAAGCUACAUAACUUAUUCAGACAUUGCCGAGUUGACCGACAAAUCGUCAAAGAUGUCGCUAAAAUUGUUUUUGUUCACGUUUUUAACUAUUCGAGUGGCAUGCGAGCAAAAGGCUAGUUUAGCGUUUGUGAUAGACAAUUCAGUGGUUUCAGCUGGUGACAUGUUAAAAGUGAAAUCUUACGCUAAAGAUAUGGUGAAUAUGAUUCUAAAUGAAGUUUUGAUUGAUGAUAUAUUAGUGAUCACCUUUAAUGAACCAGAGAUCACUAGAACUAUGACUCAAGACAUUCGUCUAGUCAGGAAGGCAUUCGACUUGAUAGACGUCAAAAGCGACAAUGUUGGCCCAGAGAUGGCGUUGUCAGGCAUCGUAAAAGGUCUGCAGGAGAGCCAGGAUGGCUCAUACCUGUACGUGUUUACACACUCUUCAGCCAAAGACUACGACAGGAUUGAGGAAGUCAAAAGACUGUGUCAAAGUAAGAAAAGCAAGAUCUUUUUCAUCCUAACCGAGGAUAGCCAAGCGAACAAUUCACAAAUGGAUGAUAUUUAUAACGAAAUAACAGUGGAGUGCGGCGGGGAACUUAUUCGGACAAACAACAGUACACUGGACAAGACCUUCCAGUACAUAAGGGAGAGCAUAAAGGUCGCCAAGAAUGUUAUAAAGUCUACACUACUGCCUUCAUCACGAAGAAUGGAGAUUAAAUUCAACAAACGCGAAUCCAACGAUUACGUGUUAGUUUCGGCCUCAGGAAAAGACGUCGAACUGAGGGUAUUCGACGAAAAAGGCAAUAGAAUUGGAAAUUACGUGGCCUGGUUGGAUAAUCUCAAGGCACUGAAACUAGAACAUUUGCCAAACGGCGAAAUCACUGUCAAAGCGAAAAGUAUGACCAACGGUCACUUGGCGGUCUUCGGGCACAUCCCAGUACAGCCAGUUAAGAACGAUCUGGACGAUACAAGACGCAAGCCACGGCGUUAUGGAUAUCAUUAUUUAACAUAGCCUUCACAAAUGACAAAUCCCUUUGCCACUGAAAUUUGAACCUAUAGUGUAGGAAGUAGAGU
Messenger RNA from Cydia fagiglandana, 1064 nucleotides. Its product is annotated as hemicentin-2-like. The transcript has 6 exons. NCBI's taxonomy places the organism in Eukaryota, Metazoa, Arthropoda, Insecta, Lepidoptera, Tortricidae. The record is from RefSeq and is a predicted model, not a curated record. The coding region runs from base 64 to 1002 and encodes 312 amino acids.